Messenger RNA from Humulus lupulus (European hop), 1208 nucleotides. RefSeq names its product 28 kDa ribonucleoprotein, chloroplastic. Gene Ontology annotation, cellular component: cytosol. Gene Ontology annotation, molecular function: mRNA binding. The coding region runs from base 50 to 928 and encodes 292 amino acids. The transcript is spliced from 4 exons. The record is from RefSeq and is a predicted model, not a curated record. NCBI's taxonomy places the organism in Eukaryota, Viridiplantae, Streptophyta, Magnoliopsida, Rosales, Cannabaceae.
AACCAUUAUAUUCCCAAUUAACUCACUCAUCAUAACCAAAACCACCAAAAUGGCUGCAGCCACCGCCGCGGCCGCCGCUGCCGUAGCCUCAGCCUCCUCCUUCUCUCCUUCAAUCCACACCACUCUCCAAUGCCACCGCUCCAAUCUCCUCCACCUCAAAAUCAUCUCUCCUCAACACUCUCGCUUCUCGGCGGCGGCGCUCUCCGCCGUCGAUACGGCGGUGAUCGGCGGAGCCUCUUUCAACAAGUGGCGACUUGUGAGGGUGAUCGCCGCGGUGGCGCAGGACGAGGUGGCUGCCGUGGCCGCCGAUGAGGUCGAUGAAGCUGCUGCCGCCGCUGUGGAGGAAGCGGAGCCCGAGGCGGCGACGGGUGGUGGAGACGAUCGGGGCGAGGUGAUUGCUGAGAAUACGAAGCUUUAUUUUGGGAAUCUUCCUUACAGUGUCGAUAGUGCUCAACUUGCUGGUAUAAUUCAGGAUUAUGGGAGUCCUGAGCUCAUUGAGGUUCUUUAUGAUAGGGACACCGGGAGAAGCCGAGGGUUUGCAUUUGUAACCAUGAGCACUAUUGAAGAUUGUAAAGCAGUUAUCCAAAAUCUUGAUGGAAGUCAAUACAUGGGUCGGAUGCUGAGAGUGAACUUUUCAGACAAACCAAAACCUAAAGAGCCUCUAUAUCCAGAAACUGAGUACAAGCUUUUCGUAGGGAACCUUUCAUGGUCAGUGACAUCAGAGAGUUUGACCAAUGCAUUUCAAGAGUAUGGAAAUGUGGUCGGAGCUCGAGUUUUGUACGACGGUGACACCGGAAAGUCUCGAGGCUAUGGCUUCGUCUGCUUCGCCACCAAAGCUGAGAUGGACAUUGCCUUAGAUUCUCUCAAUGGAGUGGAACUAGAAGGAAGGUCCAUGAGGGUGAGUUUGGCUGAAGGUAAACGUUCAUGAGCAAAAUCAGAAGAAGGGAUCUUAUUUUGAGAUCAUAAAAUCAAUGCAAAGUCAUCUUGAUCAUCACUGAAUUGAACAACUUGAAUUAAUAAUGAUUCCCUUUUUCUCAUGUGUAUAACUCAUCAUUUUUCACUAUUUCUCUGCAUAUUAUUAUCUUUUAUUAUUGGUUAGCACCAGAAGUUUAUUACAGCUAUCAGACCCUUCUUUUUCUUUCAAGUUUUGAGAAUUAAUUAAUUGUUACAAUUAAUGUUAAUUAUAAUUAUAUGCUUUUUCCUGGUGA